CUGGACUCUUGGUUCAGCUGGCCUCUUUGUUCAACUGCAUUAACAGGUGUCUCUUUCAUUGACUGGACUGUUUCAGGUAGAGUCUCCCCUUCAGCUGGUUUCUUUGUUGGGUUGGAGAAUUCUUCCUACAGCUGGAAUUUAAUGCUUCAGCUGGACUCUUUUAAAGCUGCUCAAGGCACUGUUCAUGCGACUGUUCAUGUCUGA
Messenger RNA from Ilex paraguariensis (yerba mate), 204 nucleotides. Lineage: Eukaryota; Viridiplantae; Streptophyta; Magnoliopsida; Aquifoliales; Aquifoliaceae. The record is from the annotation of a GenBank genome assembly.